AUGGUGAACAAGGCACUACUGCGCCUGUUGUCUGCCAUCAAUCGCAGGAGGAUGAAGCUGCUCCUGGGCAUCGCCCUGAUCGCCUACGUUGCCUCUGUUUGGGGCAACGUCGUUAAUAUGAGUUUUCUACUCAACAGGUCUAUCCAGGAAAAUGGUGAACUGAAAAUUGAGAGCAAGAUUGAAGAGAUUGUUGAGCCAUUAAGAGAGAAAAUCAGAGACUUGGAAAAAAGCUUCACACAGAAGUACCCACCAGUAAAAUUUCUAUCAGAAAAGGACCGUAAGCGAAUUUUGAUAACUGGAGGUGCAGGGUUUGUGGGUUCUCAUCUGACUGACAAGUUAAUGAUGGAUGGCCACGAGGUGACAGUGGUGGACAACUUCUUCACGGGCAGGAAGAGAAAUGUGGAGCACUGGAUUGGCCAUGAAAACUUUGAGCUGAUCAACCAUGACGUGGUAGAGCCUCUCUACAUUGAAGUUGACCAGAUAUAUCACCUGGCAUCUCCUGCCUCCCCUCCCAACUACAUGUAUAAUCCCAUCAAGACGUUAAAGACUAAUACCAUUGGGACAUUAAAUAUGUUGGGACUGGCAAAACGAGUGGGCGCACGGCUCCUCCUGGCCUCCACUUCUGAGGUGUAUGGAGAUCCUGAAGUCCACCCUCAAAGUGAGGAUUACUGGGGACACGUGAAUCCCAUAGGACCGCGAGCGUGUUACGAUGAAGGAAAGCGUGUUGCAGAGACCAUGUGUUAUGCCUAUAUGAAGCAGGAAGGAGUUGAAGUGCGCGUGGCGAGAAUAUUCAACACCUUUGGGCCCCGCAUGCAUAUGAAUGACGGCCGGGUUGUCAGCAACUUCAUCCUGCAGGCCCUCCAGGGGGAGCCGCUCACGGUCUAUGGAUCCGGGUCUCAGACGAGGGCAUUCCAGUACGUGAGUGACCUUGUGAAUGGGCUUGUAGCUCUGAUGAACAGCAACGUCAGCAGCCCUGUCAACCUGGGCAACCCAGAAGAGCACACGAUCCUAGAAUUUGCUGAGUUAAUUAAAAACCUUGUUGGUAGUGGAAGUGAGAUCCAGUUUCUCUCUGAAGCUCAAGAUGACCCACAAAAGAGAAAACCUGACAUCAAGAAAGCAAAGCUAAUGCUGGGAUGGGAGCCUGUGGUCCCACUGGAAGAAGGUUUAAAUAAAGCAAUUCACUACUUUCGUAAAGAACUUGAGUACCAGGCCAACAAUCAAUAUAUCCCCAAACCCAAACCCGCAAGAAUUAAAAAAGGACGGACACGUCAUAACUGA
This is a messenger RNA of Elephantulus edwardii (Cape elephant shrew), 1278 nucleotides long. It is a transcript of the gene UXS1, whose product is annotated as UDP-glucuronate decarboxylase 1. Lineage: Eukaryota; Metazoa; Chordata; Mammalia; Macroscelidea; Macroscelididae. Gene Ontology annotation, cellular component: cytoplasm. Gene Ontology annotation, molecular function: UDP-glucuronate decarboxylase activity; NAD+ binding. The record is from RefSeq and is a predicted model, not a curated record. The coding region runs from base 1 to 1278 and encodes 425 amino acids. The transcript is spliced from 15 exons. Gene Ontology annotation, biological process: D-xylose metabolic process.